CGACAGACAUAGGAACAUAUGUCACAACGGAGCAAAUCGAACUACUUAUAUGGUCGGAGGGAGACGAGAACGGGGGAAAGGAGAAGAUCGGCGAUGGUCAUGACGACGCUCUUACGAAAACCCUCAAUCUCUCUCCUCAAUUGCCAAAAACCAAAACCCUCACAAAACCCUAAGAAAUCUCCAUCUCUCUCUUAUUCCCGAAUCCAGAUCUUCAGCUCCUGCAAUCUGUCCAGAAAUUUCUCUUUUUCCUCUCCAUCUUCAUCUUCUUCUGGGAUUCCGGCAGGCCGAUGGGCGGAAGAUUUCAACCCUAGGAUCCCGAUCGAAGAAGCCCAAACCCCACCUAGCUCGUGGUACAACGAUCCCUCGAUCCUCUCCCUCGAAUUCGAUCGCGUCUUCGGCCGAGGAUGGCAGGCCGUUGGGUUUGUUGAACAGAUCCAGAAUCCUCAUGACUUCUUCACUGGCAGAUUGGGAAGUGUGCAAUUUGUGGUCUGUCGAGAUUCUGAUGGAAAUCUUCGUGCUUUUCACAAUGUUUGUCGCCAUCAUGCCUCUCUUCUUGCAUCUGGAAGUGGGAAGAAAUCUUGUUUUGUAUGUCCUUAUCAUGGGUGGACCUAUGGGUUAGACGGAGCACUCUUGAAGGCUACUCGAAUUGCAGAAAUAUGGAACUUUGACAUAAAUGAGUAUGGGCUUAUACCGCUGAAUGUAGCUAUUUGGGGCCCGUUCAUACUGAUCAGUAUUGACAAAGAUAUUCCACUGCAACAUAAACUGGACAGCAAGAUAGUGGAGAAUGAAUGGCUCGGGAGCUCUUCAGAGAUACUGAGUAGUGGUGGGAUUGAUACCUCACUAAGGCAUGUUUGCAGGCGUGAAUAUACCAUUGAAUGUAACUGGAAGGUCUUUUGCGACAACUACUUGGAUGGUGGAUAUCAUGUGCCAUAUGCACAUGGAGGUCUUGCAUCUGGUCUCAAACUUGAGUCCUACUCUACAAUAAUUUUCGAGAAGGUUAGCGUCCAAAGAUGUGACAGUGCUUCGGUAGAAAGGGGAGAUGAUUUUGAUAGACUUGGUUCGGAAGCUUUAUAUGCUUUCAUUUACCCAAACUUUAUGAUCAAUAGGUAUGGUCCUUGGAUGGAUACUAAUUUAGUUCUUCCGCUGGGCCCAAGUAAAUGUCAAGUGAUAUUUGAUUACUUUCUGGAAGCUUCUUUAAAGGAUGAUAAAGAGUUCAUGGCAAGAAGUAUGGAAGAGAGUGAAAGAGUGCAGAUGGAGGAUAUCGUGCUGUGCGUAGGAGUCCAAAAGGGCCUCGAAUCGCCAGCAUAUUGCAGUGGCAGGUAUGCUCCCACUAUCGAAAAAGCCAUGCAUCAUUUCCAUUGCUUGCUGCAUGAGAACUUUAUUGCUCUCUGAUUCUCUUCACCGUCCGAAAAACCAAACACUCAAACUGUCAAUUCCGGUGGGAAUUACAUCCAUGUUUUGAGAGUUAGUAAAUUUAUGAUACUUUCCAAUGGAAACAACCCCGUUUGCAUUUUGCAUGAUGCAUGUCAUCAGAUGACAUGUAUGAAUGCGGGCACUGUUUGCAUUUUGCA
Messenger RNA from Magnolia sinica, 1571 nucleotides. RefSeq names its product choline monooxygenase, chloroplastic. The record is from RefSeq and is a predicted model, not a curated record. The transcript is spliced from 10 exons. Lineage: Eukaryota; Viridiplantae; Streptophyta; Magnoliopsida; Magnoliales; Magnoliaceae. Gene Ontology annotation, molecular function: iron ion binding; 2 iron, 2 sulfur cluster binding. Bases 19 to 1392 code for a protein of 457 amino acids.